AGCGCGUGGGGAGGUGGCUCUGGGCACAGCCCGCCCGCUGCUAUUGGCGGUCCCCGAGGAGCGGCAGCGGCAGCGGGAGGGGCUGCGCCGCGCGGGGCGCUGUGGGAGCGCGGCAAGAUGGCGGACGCGUUUGGGGAUGAGCUUUUCAGCGUGUUUGAGGGGGACGCAGCCGGCGCCAGGAGCAAAGCGGGUGCCGCUGAGGCUGCCAGGAGGCCGGGAAAGCGGCCGGAGGACAAACCGUCGGUAGCGGCGCUGGGGAAGGCCAGAAGGGACGCUGAGGUCGACAGUACAGAAGGUGCGAUUUCGGGAAAGAAGCCGAAACUGGAAGAUGUCACGUCAGAAGAUAAUAAUCUGGCAGACCUGAUGCCACAUGUAAAGGUGCAAGCUGUGGAAACUGUUGAAGGCUGCACGCAUGAGGUUGCACUUCCAGCAGAUGAAGAGUUCACGGGGCUGAAGCCAAGAACUGGAAAACCUGCGAAAGAGUACCCAUUUAGUCUUGAUGCCUUUCAGAGAGAAGCUAUUCUGUGUGUAGAUAAUAACCAGUCUGUAUUGGUGUCAGCUCAUACAUCAGCUGGUAAAACUGUAUGUGCAGAGUAUGCAAUUGCCUUGGCUUUGAGAGAAAAACAGCGUGUGAUAUUUACAAGUCCAAUUAAAGCUUUGAGUAAUCAGAAAUACCGUGAGAUGUAUGAAGAGUUCCAGGACGUUGGUUUGAUGACAGGAGAUGUCACCAUUAAUCCUACAGCUUCUUGUCUAGUGAUGACAACAGAGAUCUUGAGAAGUAUGCUCUACAGAGGUUCUGAGGUUAUGCGAGAAGUUGCGUGGGUUAUUUUUGAUGAAAUCCAUUACAUGAGAGAUUCAGAACGUGGUGUGGUUUGGGAAGAGACAAUUAUUUUGCUCCCUGACAAUGUUCAUUAUGUGUUCCUUUCCGCAACUAUUCCGAAUGCUCGUCAGUUUGCUGAAUGGAUUUGCCAUCUUCACAAACAGCCUUGCCAUGUGAUAUAUACAGACUAUCGACCUACUCCACUGCAGCAUUAUAUAUUCCCAGCAGGAGGAGAUGGACUACGUCUUGUUGUUGAUGAAAAUGGAGAUUUCAGAGAGGAUAAUUUUAAUACAGCAAUGCAAGUGCUUAGAGAUGCAGGAGACUUAGCCAAAGGAGACCAGAAGGGCAGGAAAGGAGGAACAAAAGGCCCUUCCAAUGUAUUUAAGAUUGUGAAGAUGAUCAUGGAAAGGAAUUUCCAGCCUGUAAUCAUUUUCAGCUUCAGUAAAAAGGAUUGUGAAGCCUAUGCUCUUCAGAUGACAAAGUUAGAUUUCAAUACAGAUGAAGAAAAAAAGAUGGUUGAAGAAGUGUUCAAUAAUGCAAUUGACUGUCUGUCAGAUGAAGACAAAAAGCUUCCUCAGGUUGAGCAUGUACUUCCUCUUCUGAAGCGUGGAAUAGGUAUCCAUCAUGGCGGUCUGCUUCCUAUCUUAAAAGAAACCAUAGAAAUUCUUUUCUCAGAGGGCCUAAUAAAGGCCUUAUUUGCAACAGAAACUUUUGCUAUGGGAAUUAAUAUGCCAGCCAGGACUGUGCUGUUUACAAGUGCCUCCAAAUUUGAUGGGAAAGACUUCCGAUGGAUUUCGUCAGGUGAAUACAUUCAAAUGUCAGGUCGUGCAGGACGCCGAGGUAUGGAUGACAGAGGAAUAGUAAUUCUUAUGGUGGAUGAAAAAAUGAGUCCAACAAUUGGCAAGCAACUUUUAAAGGGUUCAGCUGAUCCCCUGAACAGUGCAUUCCACCUGACCUACAACAUGGUAUUGAACUUGCUUCGAGUAGAAGAAAUUAACCCCGAAUACAUGUUGGAAAAAUCAUUCUAUCAGUUUCAACAUUACAGAGCUAUUCCGGGAGUGGUUGAAAAGGUGAAUAAAUUGGAAGAACAGUACAACAAAAUAGUAAUUCCCAAUGAAGAAAAUGUGGUCAUAUACUACAAAAUCCGACAGCAGCUUGCAAAACUGGGUAAAGAGAUUGAAGAAUAUAUUCACAAGCCAAAAUAUUGCUUGCCCUUUCUGCAGCCAGGAAGACUGGUAAAGGUGAAAAAUGAAGAUGAUGACUUUGGAUGGGGAGUGGUUGUUAAUUUCUCAAAGAAAUCCAAUGUUAAGCCUAAUUCUGGUGAAUUGGACCCCUUAUAUGUAGUUGAAGUGCUACUGCACUGCAGCAAAGAGAGUCUGAAAAAUUCUGCUACUGAGGCUGCAAAGCCAGCAAGACCUGAUGAGAAAGGAGAGAUGCAGGUCGUUCCUGUUCUGGUACAUCUUCUCUCAGCCAUAAGCAGUGUCCGACUUUACAUACCGAAAGACCUGAGGCCUAUUGACAACAGGCAAAGCGUGCUGAAAUCUAUACAAGAAGUACAGAAGCGAUUUCCUGAUGGGGUACCGUUGUUAGAUCCUAUUGAUGACAUGGGUAUCAAAGAUCAAGGACUGAAAAAAGUAAUCCAGAAAGUAGAAGCAUUUGAGCAUAGGAUGUAUUCACAUCCUCUUCAUAAUGAUCCCAAUUUGGAAACUAUAUACAAACUUUGUGAAAGAAAAGCACAGAUUGCUAUGGAUAUUAAGGCAGCAAAGCGAGAAUUGAAAAAGGCCAGAACUGUCUUACAAAUGGAUGAACUCAAAUGCCGCAAGCGUGUUUUGAGAAGGCUGGGGUUUGCCACAUCUUCCGAUGUCAUUGAGAUGAAAGGACGUGUUGCUUGUGAAAUCAGCAGUGCUGAUGAACUUCUCCUGACAGAAAUGAUGUUUAAUGGUCUCUUCAAUGACUUAUCUGCAGAACAGGCAACUGCGCUGCUAAGCUGUUUUGUGUUUCAAGAGAACUCCAAUGAAAUGCCCAAACUGACAGAGCAGCUGGCGGGACCACUUCGACAAAUGCAGGAGUGUGCUAAAAGAAUCGCCAGGGUAUCAGCAGAAGCAAAACUGGAGAUUGAUGAAGAAAAUUACUUAAAUUCUUUCAGACCCAAUCUCAUGGAUGUUGUAUAUACGUGGGCAAAUGGAGCUAGCUUUGCUCACAUUUGCAAAAUGACUGAUGUCUUUGAAGGUAGCAUAAUUCGUUGUAUGAGAAGGCUGGAAGAAUUGCUUCGACAAAUGUGUCAGGCAGCAAAAGCCAUUGGAAACACAGAGCUGGAAAAUAAGUUUGCAGAGGGUAUUACAAAAAUCAAGAGAGAUAUUGUGUUUGCUGCAAGCCUUUACCUGUAACAAAGUUCAUCAGUUUCACAUGCCAUCUUGAGUCAAGACAUUGUUUUAAUCAUAUUUAAACCACAAUAAUUUCAACAAGGCAUGUACAAACAGCAGUGUAUGUAAUAAGAGUUACCACAUUCAUAAUAAAAAUUUACAAUUUGACUAUC
Messenger RNA from Numida meleagris (helmeted guineafowl), 3356 nucleotides. RefSeq names its product Ski2 like RNA helicase 2 (gene MTREX). Gene Ontology annotation, cellular component: nucleus. Bases 118 to 3207 code for a protein of 1029 amino acids. NCBI's taxonomy places the organism in Eukaryota, Metazoa, Chordata, Aves, Galliformes, Numididae. The record is from RefSeq and is a predicted model, not a curated record. Gene Ontology annotation, molecular function: ATP binding; RNA helicase activity; RNA binding. The transcript has 27 exons. Gene Ontology annotation, biological process: maturation of 5.8S rRNA; RNA catabolic process.